GGCGUGGAAAAGGUUAUGGAGGGAGCGAGUCAGGUGUCACGACGUCACACAGAGGCUCCAAAAAUGAGCAAAGUUUCGAAGCUUUUCUCCAGCUCCUCCAAGUCCAAACACCACCGGUCGAAGGGGGGCCCGUCUGCCCAGGAGGCCAUACACAGACUCCGGGAAACGGAAGAGAUGCUGACGAAGAAACAAGAGUACCUGGAGAAAAAGAUUGAACAAGAAAUUGCGACGGCAAAGAAGCAUGGCACCAAAAACAAGAGAGCUGCACUGCAGGCCCUGAAGAGGAAGAAGCGUUUGGAGCAGCAGCUCGCUCAGAUUGAUGGCACUUUAUCCACCAUCGAGUUUCAGAGGGAAGCUCUGGAGAACUCGCACACCAACACUGAAGUCCUGAAGAAUAUGGGCUUUGCUGCCAAGGCCAUGAAGCAGGUCCACCAGAACAUGGACCUUGACAAAAUCGAUGAUCUGAUGCAGGAUAUCACAGAGCAACAGGAAGUGGCCCAGGAGAUAAGUGAAGCUAUCUCCAGACCUUUUGGGGACACAUUUGAUGAGGAUGAGCUUCUGGCAGAGCUGGAGGAGCUGGAGCAGCAAGAGUUGGAGGACAGUAUGAAAAACAUGGGGGGGCUGCCCAACGUUCCCAACUCCAAACUGCCUGCCCGGCCUGGUCCCCGUCCAACGACCAAGAAAAGGGUUGAAGAUGACGACGACAUGCAUAUGCUGGCGUCAUGGGCGACCUAAGGACUUAAAAGCAACUCUUCGUUUACAGAGGAGUACUGAAGACUAUGAACAAGGAGUUAUCCUUGUAUUUUCCAUACUAGCUAAUUUUUAAGGGAAAAUUGGAGCAUCAUGUACCUUUUUAAAUGAGAUUUACAUUUUUAGGAUGCUUUUCUUUAGUAUGAAGGAAUAAUUGGGAAACACUCAAUAUAAGAUCUGUAGAUACAUUUUUGUUUUUAUUUUACCUCAAUCGUCUAAUAAACUAAAAUAUUGAUUCUGAAGAAUUUAGAUGUCUAACAAGAAUAGGAUUUGCGCUGCCACUUCAUAGAGUAGAGUUUCUUUUAUGUAUUUUAUGUAACUAAGUAGUUUAUGUGUAUCAAUGUCAUUAACAAUUUAACCUCUGUUGUACAAUAAAAUUGUCCUCUUUA
This is a messenger RNA of Oryzias latipes (Japanese medaka), 1139 nucleotides long. RefSeq names its product charged multivesicular body protein 4C (gene chmp4c). The record is from RefSeq and is a predicted model, not a curated record. Gene Ontology annotation, biological process: vesicle budding from membrane; late endosome to vacuole transport via multivesicular body sorting pathway. Gene Ontology annotation, cellular component: ESCRT III complex; multivesicular body; cytoplasmic side of plasma membrane. Lineage: Eukaryota; Metazoa; Chordata; Actinopteri; Beloniformes; Adrianichthyidae.